Molecule: messenger RNA, 2389 nt
Organism: Suillus plorans
Lineage: Eukaryota; Fungi; Basidiomycota; Agaricomycetes; Boletales; Suillaceae
Exons: 4
Coding region: 94-2112 (672 amino acids)
Source: RefSeq, a predicted model, not a curated record
AACAUCAGUGUUCAUCUUUCUUGCUCACUCCCAUCGUCCGCACAUCUGCAUAUUCGCAUAUCCAGACGAUUUUACUUGCACCUAUCUAUCGAUAUGUCUUCCGACAAGUGUAACGUUCGCCUCUCUUUGUGUUCCCCUUCUCUCUCUGCUGGGAUUUCUACGCUGGUCUUUAUCCUUGAUGUCCUCAAGAUUGUGACCUUGGUCCUCUUCUAUCUUGUUGUUAUCAUGGCUGGGCUGGCCUUCGACGUCUGCCGCUGUCAGUUCGACCCUUCGACGGCCCAGAGUCCUGCUCUGUCCAUAGAUUCGCUCAGGCUCCAGGAAGCGGAGAAAGCAGUCUGCACCUCGAAGGCUGCUUCUUCGUCAGCCACAUGUGCUUCAUCUCCAUCAGGCCUUCCUCCGUCCUCGUCGUCCCCUGCCAUCCUGGAAUCAGAUUUGGACAACCCUCGUCUUGUACCUGAGCCUCGGCUGCACUGGAGCAUCAGUUGUUCCGACAUUAGCCCGCAGUUGCACAACGCUCCGAUAGGCCCUGGCCACUAUGUCCACGCACUGUUCUCCGAUGCGUGGAACGAGAACGCCGUUCUCCUGAAGCAGCUCUUACAUGUGCAGGAUGCUCUCAACACUGCCAACGCUGAUAUCGAUGGGCUCGUGCUGGAGAAUCUAACCAUGAGCAACCAAAUGGACCGUUUUAGGCGCGAUCUAGAGAUUGAAGAGGUUCGUCGCAACGAAGCUGAAUUGACGUCCCGGGAUGCUACAGCCAAGAUGAGCUCCCAAAGGUCUAUUCUCUCCUCAUUACAAUCUGCCAACAUUGCACUCCGCUUCGAGAUCGCAAACCUUAAGGCCGAGCGCGACGAACUCAUAGCCGAGAAGACGCCAUCCGACUUACAGCAAGAACAUGAUGAAGAAGUCCAAGCGUUGCAAGGAACGCUCGUCCGGACGAAGAGGGAACUCGAAAGAGCCAAGAAGGAGCUGAGGAAGUUGAAGAGAGCAGCUGCAGGAAUACCUGAAUUGAAGAUAAUAUCUCCUGAAGGGAACGUUAUACCCUAUACCUCGAGCAGUACCGAUUCCUUGAGCGAAGAUCGAAAUAUUUCGAUGAGGGAACGCCUUACGCUCGCGUACACGGAGAUUGUCGGCCUUAGGGACCAGUGCACAGCUUUGCAUCAUCAUGCAGACGAAAACGCAGAGUUACAGGAGGAUGUCAAGCAGCUUCUCGCUCAGCGCUCGGGUCUCUGGGAUCAGGUUGAAGCGGGCAACAGCGCCUGCCGCAAGCUGGAGGAGGAGAACAAGAAAUACUUCCGUCAGUUUGUGGAGAUCAGAGCUGAGCUAACCAAGGUAGAGAAGAGAACUGGUCAGUUGUUUGCCUCUUUGUUGUGCUUGGCGCUAAAACUUCCGCUCGUCAAGGAAUCGCAAUUUCAGUCAUCGAAGAAGAGGAGGAAGAGCCCGAAGUGGCAGCUCAUACUGUAUCCAAAGUUCCACCGACUGAUCAGGGCUGCCGUUCGGCAUUUGAUGACGACUCUGACGAUGAGUCUAUUGCUUCCUCGGUCUCGUGUUAUUCGAUGGCAUCCACGGAUGACUUUGACAUAUCCCUGCCCUCUGAGGUUGAUACACCUCAUACAUCAGUCCCUUCCUCCCCAUGUUCUUCACUUUCCGCACCCCCUUCUCCCUCUUUUACGAUGCCCUCUUGGGUUCCGUGUUUUGACUCAGCAUGCACGGAUUUUGCAUUCGACGUCGUUCCGGGCUCACCCCUCGCGGAUGCGAUUUCCGUGUAUGCCAGCAUCCACCAGCCUAUUGGUGUCAGCCAUCGUCCAUUCGUCACCCGUCGUGGACUCGGUAUUCCCAUCGUCCGUCCUUCCUGGCCUUCCGCUAGCUCCGUCUUUGCCCCUUUCGACGAAGCGUCCCCCAAGCGGAAGUUGGCUCUGGAUCUGGAUGAUGCGACACCCAGGACUCGUCGGAAGCACGAAGAAUGUUGAUGCAUCAAGUUUACAGUGUGUCUCGUUUGCAAAGGUUUUUUUUCUCUUCCCGAAAUUUUCUUUCCUUCUUCCUAUUUUUCUUGUCCCAUCAUUCCUACGAUUUCCUUCUUUUUGCAUUUGGUCGCAAGGUUUGUGUUUUGGUUAACGGGCUGUUCCUUUGGCUUGCGGUGGUCCUGGUUCCGGUUGCAUCGUUCGGCUGGGAUGCUUUCCCUCGAGGAUCCUGAUGAGGUGAAGUACUUUCUUGGGUUUCAUUGCUGCUUAUAUCUGUCUUCCACGUCUGCCCUUUAAAGUGGCACGGGAAACUCUAUAGGUGGUUGUGUUUCUCUUGGACUUGCGGAUCUCUCGGACUGGACUCCUCUAGUGAUGGUAUUUAGGCAGAUCCUGUACUCGGCUUACUCGGUGCUGUAAUAUAUUGGGAUUGU